AUGUCUAGCAAUAUUUUACACAGCCUACCUCACGUUAUUUUUACUUAUAAUGUUACACGAACGAUUGGUGAAUCGAUUAGUACAACAGCAGCAAAUUCACUAUCAUUCCUUGAACAAGCAACGACAGCUACAAAUAAUGUAUCUUUAAAACCUACAGAAAUUUCACCAUUAGCAUGUAUUGCUUUUGUUAUACUUAUAUUAGCUACAGUUGGUGGUAAUACACUCGUAUUAUUAGCGCUUUAUCUUGACAAAGGUCUUCAUUCACCGUCUUUUUAUCUUAUUGCUAAUAUGGCUACAGCUGAUCUUUUACUUGGUUUAUUUGUAUUACCAUUUUCAUCUGUUCUUGAACUACUCAAUGAACGAUGGAUAUUUGGGGAGAGUUUUUGUUCAGCAUGGUUAGCACUUGAUGUACUUUGUUGUACUGCAUCAAUUAUGGCGUUAAUGGGUAUUUCAAUAGAUCGAUAUAUUGGUGUAACAAGACCAUUGAAUUAUAGUGGUAUAAUGACAACUCGACGAACAAUUUAUUUAGUAAUUGUUGUAUGGGCUGUAUCAAUAUUAACAUCUGUUGUACCUUUAUUUGGUUUAACAGAUAGAGAAAAAAAAUCGAAUGAAUCCAGUAUAGAACAGGAACGUUUUAAAACAUGUAAAGUUAAUAAAAAUACAUUUUAUACUAUAUUUUCAUCGAUGAUAUCAUUUUAUAUACCUGUUAUUAUUCUUCUUAUACUUUAUUCCCGUGUUUAUCAGGAAGCAAAAAAACAAGGAGAAAAAUUAGAAAAUGAAAAACGUCGUCUGUUUCAAAUUGAUUAUCAAAUUGCAUCCGAACAUUUACGUCGAAAACGUGCUAAUACGAAUGAAUUAACAGCAGAUAGUCGACAAAAUGAUCAACAUUCACCAAGAUCUAAACGAUCUUAUUCAAGUAUACCUGAUGUUAAUAGAAUUGAAACAGGCACAAAACUUUUAAGUAAUGGAAAGACUCCUGAUGAAGAUGGUAGUCUUGAUCAUAGUUUAACAUUAACUGAUGGAACUCAAUUAAAAAAAGAUUAUACAGAGCUUAAGAAUAAUACUCAUGAUGAUGAUACAAUACAUUCAGGUUCAUCACUUGCUCAUCAUAUUAAUAGUGCUCGUCGUUCACUUGGUAAACGUAUAUCAACAACAAUGAAACGUACUUCUCAACCGCUUGUACCUCAUUUUCAUCAUCAUAAUGGACAUAUGUCUCCAAAUGACGAAUUAUUAAUAAUAAGACUGCAUUACUUAUUUGUUGGUUACCAUUUUUUUGUUACAUUACCUGUUAUGUCAAUACUUAAACAUCAUGGUAUGAUUAAAGAUGGAAAUACUGAAUCAACAUGGUUUAAAAUAGCAUUCUGGCUUGGUUAUUGUAAUUCAGCAUUAAAUCCAUUUGUAUAUGCUUUUUCAAAUCGUGCUAUACGUCGAGCAUUUCGUCAAGUUCUAUUUCGACGUUUUUGUUGUUGUCGUUCACAAUGUUGGUUAUGUCGAUAUUUUUGUCCAAAUAAAGCAACUCGAUAUAGUGAACCAUCAUCAUCUCAAUAUCAACGUACUCAUAGCAAUUCAUUUACAACACAAACAUCUCAAGUAGCACCAAGACGAGCGAGUUCAUCAUUUUCAGCUGAUAUUGCUCGAACAAUACCAAAACAAAUGAAUAAUUUCGAUGUUUUAUCAAAUUCACCGAUUCGAACACCGGGGGGUAGUGGAGGUCCAGUUGUUUCAUUUGCUGAAUUUCUUCCUGUAACAAAUAGUGAUGAUGAGAUAAUAUCUAAUAAUAAUAAUAAUAAUAACAAACAAUCCUCCAAUCAAGAAUUAAAUUUAACAUCAAUACAAAAUACUUCACCCUAA
This is a messenger RNA of Adineta steineri, 1851 nucleotides long. Lineage: Eukaryota; Metazoa; Rotifera; Eurotatoria; Adinetida; Adinetidae. The record is from the annotation of a GenBank genome assembly.